CGUGGCAUAUCUUUGGUAGGCCCACUGCCAGCGACUCCCGGCACAGAGCCUCGCCCCGCACGCCUCUUCCCCUCCUCUCCCCUGCCCCCUCCCCCCUCGCCGGCGGCCGAUGGGCGCCGCCACGAAGCCGCCCCCGUUCAUCUGCUUCAAGUGGCCGUGGGGCCCUAACCCUGUCCCGUCGCCGGACCCCGGCCCGAGCCCCUGCGGCGACCUCGAGCUCCCCUGGCUCUUCAAAUCCAUCCGCACCCUCGCGCAGGGGCUCGUCAUCGCCGGCGACCUCCCUCCGUCCCCCGCCUCCGCCGCCGGGGGAGGCGGGAGGAGGCGGAGAGGGUGGGGGCGACCCGGGGCCGUGCAGGUGGAGGCGGACCGCGGGGACGCGGAGCAGCGGGCCCUGGCGGCGGCGCUGGCCAGCGGGAGGCCCGCCACGGUGCUGGAGUUCUACUCGCCGCGGUGCCGCCUCUGCGCAUCGCUGCAGGGGCUCGUGCGGGAGCUGGAGGAACAGACCGGCGGGGCGGCCGGGUUCGUGCUCGCCGACGCGGAGGAUGACCUGUGGCUCCCCGAGCUUCUGCAUUACGAUAUCAGAUACGUCCCUUGCUUUGUGCUCCUGGACAAGCACGGCAGAGCUCUAGCGAAGACUGGGGUGCCAACCAGCCGGCAGCAUGUUAUCGCUGGUCUCCAUCACCUCUUGAAGAUGGAGCAGCCAUCUGGGCAUGAAGGAAACCAGAGCGUGCCUCCAUCAUGAACAUAAAGCCAAGCGCUUGAGCAAGAUCUGUUAUGGCAAGGAAAAUUCUCAGAAUGUGCAUUUUGUUUGGCAAGCGUGACAAUGAGCAACAUUGACACUUCAAUUCUUUAGCCGAUUAACAGUACAUUUUGUAGGUGCAAAAGCAGCUCAUUUUUUUUCUUUUAUUGGGAUGUAGUGACCAUAGCUCGAUAAUGUCAGCCUUAAAAUAGGCUCUCCAUUUUUCUCUCAGAUUUUCUUGGUGAAGCUUUGUAUUUUUUGUCAGGAAAUGUAGUGAAACUGAAGUCGUUUCCUGUUCUUCA
Panicum hallii is the source of this 1041-nucleotide messenger RNA. RefSeq lists its product as uncharacterized. The transcript has 2 exons. Lineage: Eukaryota; Viridiplantae; Streptophyta; Magnoliopsida; Poales; Poaceae. The record is from RefSeq and is a predicted model, not a curated record. Gene Ontology annotation, biological process: cell redox homeostasis. Bases 110 to 742 code for a protein of 210 amino acids.